AUGGGGAAAUCCAAAGAAAUAGUUUCAUGCUCAUCAUUCCCAAAGUUUGACACAGAAAGCACAAUAAUUGGCACAGGGAGCCAUUAUUGCAAUGACCCUGGGCCUGGUGUCUGGACUGCAGCUGAGGGUGGUCCAUACAAUUUUCCCCAUGGCAGAAAUUUCCAAAGUGGAUACAGUUCAAUCGAAGAUGAUGCUAGGCCUGUGCAGCAAAAUGUUCUGCCGGAGGUGAAUUUAGAAAAUGUUCUGAAAGGGGUGAUUGCAAUAAUAACUGGAAAAAAUAGGACCACCUCUCAUAAUGGAGCUCAGGGUGGUGCUGACUCAAAUGUGUCAUUCCUGGAAUCUAGUAAAGACGGAGAUAGCUUCUUGCAUUCCUCUGUGUAUGCACCAAGUGCACCUUCGCUGCAUGAGGCAGAGGCUCUCAAAUUCUGCGACUAUAAAGAAGUUCUGCUAGCAGAGCCACCAGAAUGGCUGCCAGAUAGCCAUUCUUCCACUUGCAUGCAGUGUGGUUCCCCAUUCAAGGCCCUAACGCGUGGGAGGCAUCAUUGCCGCUUUUGUGGUGGUAUUUUCUGCCGGGCCUGCACCAAAGGAAGAUGCUUGAUGCCUGUUAAGUUCCGGCAGAGAGAACCACAGAGGGUGUGUGACAACUGCUAUGACCGACUCGAGCCAUUGCAGGAUAUCCUGAUAAAAUCCAUGAGUAAUGCAAUGCAGACUGCAAAACACGAUGUUAUGGACUGGACCUGUUCUAGGGGGUGGUUAAACCUGCCUAUCGGUUUAUCAAUGGAAUAUGAAAUUUACAAGGCAUCAAACUCGUUAAGGAGUUAUUGCCAGGUAUUUCUCUUUUAUUAUCGAAUUAUAUUUUUUUAAAAUUCGAUUUGUAGAAGUCUUUUACUGAAACGCAUCCAUGCUGAGCGGACAUUUAUUAAAAAGUUUGCUUCCUUGACAAUGGGAACAUGCAGGUUUCUAGAUUGGAUCCUGAGAAAUCCAUCCCAGCGGCUGUCCUGAGAGGAGCAAAGGGACUUGCUAUCUUAACAGUGGCAAAAUUUGGUGCUGUCCUCACUUACAAAGUUGGUACUGGUUUGGUUGUUGCUCGGAGGUCAAAUGGUUCAUGGUCUGCACCGUCUGCUAUUCUCUCUGUUGGUUUAGGAUGGGGACCACAGGUGAUGUUAUUGCUUGUGCAUAGAAAGAAAAUUCUUUAAUUUUUUGUCUAAAAUCUUUGAAAAUAUCUGCAUGUUGGGCUAUAUUUCUCCAGUUCUGUGGGUUUAGCCGAUUUGAAUAGGCAAUUGAUGAGAAGUAUUUCAUAAUCUUGUUAGCUGAAAAACUUCUGUUCAGUUUAAAUACGAGAUAUAAAAACAUGUUGCCAUCCAAUCUACAAGAAAAACCCCGUUUCAACUACCAAAUUAGCGUGGCAUUUAUUGAUGUUCCUUGUUUACCUGAGACUUUAUGCGGUGGUAAGAAAUCUUUAGGAAUAAAUUAUUCUAUAGUACCUUAUCAAUGCUUAGUUUUUCUGAAUCAACUCCUCUCAAAAGUGUGUAUGAAUAUUUUAUGCUUUUGAGCAUAUGCACACUUUUAUCCCCAAUUUCUUUUUUUUUUCCUCCUACUUGGCUGGAUAUCUUUGACUAUUCUUUUUAGCUUUCCAACCUUUUCUAACUUGAUAGUAUUUUGACAUAAUUUUUCCCGUAUUAUAUCCCCAGAUUGGCGGUGAGCUAACGGAUUUUAUACUCGUGCUUCAUGGUUCGAAAGCCGUGAGGGCAUUUACCAGCCACAUGCAUUUUUCUCUUGGGGCUGGUUUGAGUGCUGCAGCAGGGCCUGUCGGAAGAGUUCUAGAGGCAGAUCUUCGGGCUGGAGAUCGAGGGUCUGGAAUGUGUUAUACGUACAGCUGCAGUAAAGGUAAAAACCCCCAAAUAUAUCAUAUCUCCAUUGAGUGCUAAUUCUUUUUAGCUGCCCGCCCCACAGGCAAUAUCUACUUCGGACCAAAGUGGUAUGAUUGUCUGCCUGUCGAUCUCCCCUAUAGGGAAAUCUUUAGUUUUUAUGGGGAAAUUUUUAUCCAGCAGCAGAGAAAUGAGAUGGGGAGGGAGGGAAUGUAGAGGAAGGAGAAAGUAGAGAUUGGAGAUCUUUAGAGAGGGGGAGAAGAGAGAUGCCAUCAGUGCUAAGGCAGAGACAGACUCAUCACCAGGACUAUUUGUGCAGAUAUAUUUUUCCAUUCAUGCUCUUCUGGUACGAUAAGUUUUAUCGAUUGAUGUUUCAUUCCUUCAACACUGAAAACCUCGUAAUAAUAUUGAACAGGUGCCUUUGUGGGGGCAUCGCUGGAAGGAAACAUGGUGAUGACGAGGCUGGAGACUAAUGCCCGCUUCUAUGGGGAUGCCUACUUGGCUACUCAUGACAUUCUUUUGGGGAUGGUGGAGAAGCCCAGAGCAGCCGAACCCCUGUACUUGGCUCUUGAUGAUCUCUUCACAAGCCUCUGA
Messenger RNA from Spirodela intermedia, 2462 nucleotides. NCBI's taxonomy places the organism in Eukaryota, Viridiplantae, Streptophyta, Magnoliopsida, Alismatales, Araceae. The record is from the annotation of a GenBank genome assembly.